AACUUCGUCCGCUCCGAGGAGUCGUCUGUUUGCUGUCCGUGCCGGCGAUCGGGAUUCGGGGCUCGAAGGGUGCACGGUGUGGGCCCUUCUGCCGCUCCCACUGCUGUUUUUUCCCGCGCGAUCCAAGUGGGAAGACAAGGUGCUAGAUGUCAUUGCAUUGAUUCAGUGCUGCGCUACUACAGGCCUAGUAAUCUCCUUCCCAACAUGCGCUUUUGGAAGCUGGAGAGCCUGCUACCUCAGGAACUGGGCCGAUCAUUGUAUCCAGUUUCAAACCUACUUCCGGCUCGUGGCGAUAGUUGAAAUCCCCCCAGCAAUGGAUAAAUUCGUCAUCCGAACACCUCGUGUCCAAACCAGCCCUCAGAAGAAAGAUCCCGGAGCCAAAACGUACAAGCAGGCCACGAUUGAAUCUCUGAAGAGAGUUGUGGUUGUAGAAGACAUCAAGAGAUGGAAAACGAUGUUGGAGCUGCCUGAUCAGACCAAAGAGAAUCUAGUUGAAGCCUUACAAGAACUAAAGAAGAAGAUACCCUCUAGGGAAGUGUUAAAGUCGACAAGGAUAGGUCAUACUGUGAACAAGAUGCGGGAACACUCAGACUUAGAAGUGGCUUGUCUUGCCAAAGAAGUUUACACUGAGUGGAGAACUUUCAUGGAAGAACAUUUGGAUAGACCUUCUAUUGAAGUCCGGAGUGAUCCCAAAACUGAGAUGUUUAGGAAAAAUGCCCAGAAAUUGCUCUCAGAAGCUUUGGAAUUAAAGAUGGAUCACCUACUGGUUGAAAAUAUUGAGCGGGAAACAUUUCAUCUCUGUUCCCGCCUCAUUAAUAGGCCCUACCGGCGGACGGUGAGAGCCCUGGUCUUCACAUUAAAGCACCGAGCUGAAAUCCGGGCCCAGGUGAAGAACGGCUCGCUGCCAGUCGGCACAUUUGUAAAGACCCACAAAAAGUGACCCGAGGAUGUUCCAACCCUGGGCUGGGCAGAGCGGAAAGCAGGCCCCCCUCUCUCUGCCAUUCAAAGCCUCCUUUGAGUUUGGGUGAUGGCUGAAGCAGGCUGGGUAAAUUUUCCCAUGGUGCCGAGAGCCCUGGGAGCCGGGCCUGCAGGAGCCGCGCUCCUUCAUUAGCCUGAGCAGCGCUGGGGCUGCCUAACAGGGCGCCUGGGCGGGCUGUCACCCGGCAGCGCCAUGCGAUUGCCAUCACCCAGCUCAGUAAAAGGGUGAUGGAUUCCACUGCGAGUAUGCCAGGGACACCUCUGAACUUCCCCCACGUCAGGCAGAGGGAGUUCCUACUUUAUUUCGCCACCCUGCAGGUACCUGAAACUCAAUUACUGCUGCCGCUCACUCGGUUCCAUCCCCUGAGUUUAGAUAGCUCCGGUGCCUCUCAGAACUCCCCCGUCUGUUCUCUUUGCUCUACCCCAGGGGUGAGCCCGCUGGAGCCAGCCGACUACCCCUUCUUCCCAGAGCUCACUUAUCUGAACGCUUCAGCUCUCCCUCCAAGACCUUCUGUGUUGGUCUCCGAGCCCCCAUGCUGAGGCUUCUAAUGAGGAACUGGCCUGCAGGCCCCCCCCCCCAACCCUGGGGUUUAUUUGAAUAUGCUGCCUCUCAGCUUAGGGCUAUGCAGAAGAUAUAUAAUGACAUUUCUCUUGAACUGAAUUACUGUAGUAGGGGGAAAAAACCAAAACAUAUAUUUUUACAUGAAAUCCCUCUGUACAUACCUACUACUUGAACAAUUACAUAAAUGAGACUUGCUUUUUAAAGUAACAUUAAGCUGGGAUUGUUUUCUUUCCGUGAAACAAAAGGUAUGACUUGUUUAUGUGAAAAAUGUUUUGAGUCUAAAACUGAUUGUGGUGAUGAUUGUAAAGCUCUUCUGGAUGUGAUUGAGCUAUUGAAUUGUAUGAGCUGUGGUUUAUGUCCCAUUAAAACUGUUUUAAAGAGAAAGUGCUUUGGGUUGAGAACGGGUACAGUCAGUGGGUGAAAUGAGAGGACCCUAGGACAAGAAGUCAAGGGAGCUAGCAAAAGCUUGGGUAGUUAAGUGACCUUUGACCCGUCCGAGAAAGGCACGCCAGUCUGUUUCUGUGGGUUUGCAGCCUCGAAACCCCUGUGGGACCCUUCUCCUCUGCCCCAUGGGGUUGUGCAGUCAGAAUUGACUUGCUAGCAGUGGGUUAAGGACGAGUUUUUAGCCAAGGGGAGACUGGAAAUGCUGGGCUGCUCCCUGAAAGAUUGGUGGUUGGAACCUCAGGGGAAAACUCUUUGGCAACCUGCUUCCAACAGGUCCCAGCCGUGAGAACCCGUGGAAGGCAG
Molecule: messenger RNA, 2287 nt
Organism: Echinops telfairi (small Madagascar hedgehog)
Lineage: Eukaryota; Metazoa; Chordata; Mammalia; Afrosoricida; Tenrecidae
Gene: TCEANC2
Product: transcription elongation factor A N-terminal and central domain containing 2
Exons: 6
Coding region: 314-940 (208 amino acids)
Biological process (GO): DNA-templated transcription
Cellular component (GO): nucleus
Source: RefSeq, a predicted model, not a curated record